Molecule: messenger RNA, 943 nt
Organism: Pistacia vera
Lineage: Eukaryota; Viridiplantae; Streptophyta; Magnoliopsida; Sapindales; Anacardiaceae
Product: probable pectin methylesterase CGR2
Exons: 4
Coding region: 196-786 (196 amino acids)
Biological process (GO): pectin metabolic process
Molecular function (GO): methyltransferase activity
Source: RefSeq, a predicted model, not a curated record
CACACUCAACACUUUCCACUAUUAUUGUUACUGUAUUAUUAUUUUAAUUAUUAUAAAUUUACCAUUACAUCCGUUCGCUCCACUGCACUUUCUCUACCAGAUCCAAGAUCUGAUUCCUUCUCAGCCUAGCUGCAGGCUGUUGUUCAUUUCUUUAUCUCAAGCUAAUUUAAACGCGCGCGAUUGUUGAAUUCAAUCAUGUCAAGGAGACAAGUGAGUUCUACGCGCCGAUUAGUUGACAGUGGAAGCUUCCCCUUCUCCGGAGCUUUACAUUCGAAAUCGCGUUCUUCUCCCGUCUUAUCCGUUGCUCUUGUUCUUCUGGGCGCCUUCCUUCUUUUCGUUUAUGCGUUCAGUGGCUCGGGUGUUUUUGGGGGUGCCAGAGAAACUGUUACUAGAGUCGAAGGUGACUUUUCUUGCACAUCAGAAGUUCAUGGAGCCUUACCUAUUCUAAAGAAGGCAUAUGGUGAUAGCAUGCACAGAGUUUUGCAUGUGGGCCCUGAUACUUGUUCUGUAGUCUCUGCGUUGUUGAAAGAAGAGGAAACUGAAGCGUGGGGUGUGGAACCUUAUGACAUAGAAGAUGCAGAUGCAAGAUGCUCAAGCCUUGUACACAAAGGCCUUGUGCGUGUGGCUGAUAUCAAGUUCCCUCUGCCAUACCGAGCAAAGUCAUUUUCUCUUGUUAUUGUGUCAGAUGCUCUAGAUUACUUAUCUCCAAAAUACCUGAACAAGACACUUCCAGAUUUGGCAAGGGUGGCUGCUGAUGGUGUUGUUAUUUUCGCAGGUAACAUGUGAACCACCUUAUGAAAUUUAAUUCAAAUACACUGACAAAACACAUGCGUGCAUGUGUAUAGACAUCAUUGAACUGGCAAUAAAAUCUGUUAAGAAGUUUAGCUCUUCCCUCUCUUGCACAUGAGAAUGCACGAGAUGCCAGUUAAGUGAGUAACUUAAC